This is a messenger RNA of Aphis gossypii (cotton aphid), 4102 nucleotides long. RefSeq names its product probable G-protein coupled receptor No18 (gene Oct-TyrR). Gene Ontology annotation, biological process: adenylate cyclase-activating adrenergic receptor signaling pathway. Lineage: Eukaryota; Metazoa; Arthropoda; Insecta; Hemiptera; Aphididae. The transcript is spliced from 5 exons. Gene Ontology annotation, molecular function: octopamine receptor activity. The record is from RefSeq and is a predicted model, not a curated record. Bases 747 to 2069 code for a protein of 440 amino acids. Gene Ontology annotation, cellular component: membrane.
UGUCACCGUUACUACCGUUGCCGCCGCUUGUCCGUUCGUAUCAGUCGUCGUUCAUACGCCGCCGUAAAACGACCAGUUUUUCGGGGGGCGGGGUGACUCGCGCGUGUUCGUCGACGGACUCGUUAUCCCCCGACCCGGACUGCAUCACUAAUGUGAUAUCGUGGAUACGUACGAAUCAACCUAUUUAAAAAAUAUAUAUAUUUCGCUUAUCAAUAAUAAUAAUUGCCAAAGUUCGAGAUCGUGUUUUUUCGGUAUUUUUUAGCAAAAGAGUGUGCGUUUUGACGAGAGGUGAAUAAUAGAAAAAAAAAUAGAACGACCUUGUCUCGUGAUCGUCACAAUAAUAAUACAUAAACUUGGUAUCAUUGUUUAAUAUAAAUAUAGUGCUUCAAUAUGCGUCUACCGUCCAUGGAUGUACAGUUUGCGGUGAUAGUCUCGUAUAGUCGGGAUCGGUAGUCUUGAGCCUUCUUGAGCGUUCAACCACGCCUCGGCUUGCAAGUUGGUGUGGAAAUCAAGUAUCUGCAAGUAUCUGUUUAUAUCAGCUUUACAUUCUACCAACGAUAUCAAAAACGUUUUAUUCGAAAAUGCUGAAGUGUUUUACGUAUUUGAUUGGUCCGUGAUUAUAUAUUAUCACAAAUAAAGAAGACGUGUCGUUUUAAAAAAUCAUUGGAAAUAUUUGUUAUGAGAAAAAAUCGACCACAAAUUUUCUAUCAUCUCUGUCGAGUAUUUUAAGUUAGGAUCAGUGACAAAUGAUCAACAAAACGUCGGAGGCGGCGGCGGCGGCGAUCGAGCUGGCCGCCGCGGCCGCCGCGGACAGCUGUGGGACGGCUAGCAACAACGGGACGAUGUCCGGACCGGUCGCCAUGGUGACGGUGAUCGCGGUGAUCGCUGUGACCACGGCGCUGAUCGUGGUCACCGUGUUCGGCAACAUACUGGUCAUCAUGAGCGUGGUGCAGUACCCGCCCCUCCGUUCCGUCCCGAACAUAUUCAUCGUGUCGCUGGCCGUGGCCGACCUGACGGUGGCCAUCGGCGUGCUGCCGCUGAACGUCGUGUACAACGUGACGGGCGUGUGGCUGUUCGGCGGCGUCGUGUGCAAGCUGUGGCUGACGUGCGACGUGCUGUGCUGCACCGCGUCAAUACUGAACCUGUGCGCGAUCGCGCUGGACAGGUACCGGGCCAUCACGCAGCCGAUAGCGUACGCGCAGAAGCGGACCGUGUCGCGGGUCAUGUGGACGGUGGCGCUGGUGUGGAUCGCCAGCGCGGUGAUCAGCUCGCCGCCGCUGAUCGGCUGGAAUGACUGGCCGGACGUGUUCGACGAGAGCACGCCGUGCACGCUCACCACGCACCCCGGUUACGUGGUGUACUCGUCCAUGGGAUCGUUUUACAUACCGCUGGUGGUGAUGAGCAUCACGUACUUGAGAAUAUACGUGGCCACCAGGCGGCGGCUGAGGCGCCGGGCCAAACAGGUGGCCGUGUCCCAGGACAGUCGGCCGCAGCGGUGCGCGGAGGCGGCCGCGGCGCUGCCGGCGACGGCCGGUUCUUCGUGCAAGAUGAGAGAUGCGGACGCGGACGGCGGCGGUCACAUCAACGUCAAGAUGACCGCGGACGCGGCCACCGCCGACUCGGCCAGCAGCAGCGACGAGGUGGACGCGGCCACCAACGGUACGGGCGGCAGCGAAAAGCGGCGGACGGGCCGGACCGCGUCGGUGACCGUCCGGACGGAGCCGUCGGUGGGCAAGCACGUCAAUCAGCUGUUGGAGCACAAACAGCGCAUAUCGCUGUCCAAGGAACGCAAAGCGGCCAAGACGUUGGGCGUCAUCAUGGGCGUGUUCGUCGUCAGCUGGCUGCCGUUCUUCGUCAUCUAUCUGUUCUUCCCGUUCUGCAAAUCUUGCUGUCCGCCGUCCAAGGUGCUCGUCAACGUGGUCACGUGGCUCGGUUACCUGAACUCCACCGUCAACCCGAUCAUCUACACCCGGUGCAACAUGGACUUCCGGCGAUCGUUUAAGAAGAUCUUGCACAUGGACGGCCAACACCAUCACCAGCACUUGCAACAACAACACAAUCACCGCUGAACCGUUGAUGUACCUACCGCAACGGUGAACGGCGGUGACGCUGCACGGCGUAUCGUCUCGAUCUUCCAACUGUAUUCCCGUUUUUGUCCUCUUCCAUCGUCGCCUCCGCCGGUUUUUUGAUGACGAUACACAUAGUCGUUUGACAAAAGCAUCAGGAAAUAUAAUGUUUUUCAUUUCGAUGCGGAAGUUCUACACCAGACGCGGUUUGAUCGAUUCGUUUCUUUAGAAUCGAAUAUUAUUAUUAUAUCAUACACGACACGAGUCAACGUGCAAAAUAUAUAUUUUAUGUGUGCGAGUGUGUGUAAGGGUGUACAUAUAAUAAUAGGUAUUUCGUUGCUGUGGUGUUUUGUAAUCGAUUUUUAUAAAUUGUUUUGAUUCGUGAAAUGGCGAUACAUCGUCAAACUAGGUAUACGAAGUAUUCAAUAACCAGAUUGUUUUUGAAGUGAAACAUCCAGUUACUUUUUGUAUGAUUUAAGUAUUUUUUACUUUUAAGAUUCCAUUUUACAAAGUAUAAAUAUAGGCCAUAGUUAUACCUUUCGCUCAAAAAUUGUUUUCUCAUUUCGUCCGCGUUCCCACAAUCUAGCACUUCAAGAAUUGCGUAAUUGCUUAUGACAAUUUUUACAUUACAUUUUUAAGUUACGAAAUAUUUAACGACGUUCAAACCUGUAAUGAGUGUCGUCAAAAAAUGUGAAGGUCUCAUAAAAUACAAAUUUUAUAUAUUUUUUUUUGUUUUUGUAAAAAUAUUUAAUAUUGAAUAUUAUAUGUUUAUAUUUUAAUGAUCGUGAUUAAUUCAUCAGAUAAAUAUUAACUCUGCUGAAACUAUAAAUCGGGAUUUAUAUUUUUUGUAUGAAUAAUGUUUUUUUUUUUACCAAACACAUAUUAAUAUAUUGGUUCUAGAAAAUGAACUUUGGCCAGUUCCAUAAAAUAUAACAUUCCAUAAACGUUGUAAUUAAUAAUGUAUAAUUUACAUUGGAUAUGUUUAGUUUUUGAAAAAGUACUUAAGUGUUUCCAAAAAUAUCGAUUUUAAUUACGCGGACGAUAGAGGAAACAUAAAAUGUAUCAUAUCUGGGCGAACAGCGUAUCGUCCCAAACAUUAAAUACCAUAAAUAUAAUAUUAUGAUAAGUGCGUAUAAAUUUAUAAUAAUAUUAUACUAUUCACUAGCACCGAACAAAAUUGAUGACCGAAAAUACACGCUGAUUAUGAUUUAUGCAGAGGUUUUUCGUGUCAUAUAUAAUAGAAAUAAUAUACAUUAUGAAUAUUUUCAUUUAGAUUAAGCGAAAUUUCAAACCAAUAUUUGCAUAAAUUCUCAACCUGCUAAAGAGCACUAUACCUAAUUCAUGUUUAUUGACAUUUGAUUUGCCAUAUUUACAAAACGAUACUCAUAAUAAAAAAAUGUUUAUAUCAGAACACUGUGAAAUUAUUUUUGAAAACUUAUAACAUGCAAUGUGUGGUAAUCGACUAGAGAAAUUUUGAAAAAGCUACGUCAUUACAAAUUCAUUGUUUGAAUAGGUUUUUAAUAAAAUACCCAAACCCAACUGAACCUAAAAUAUAUUAUAUUUUAAAUUAUUGAUUGAGUUGAGUUUUGGGGAAAUUAAAUUUGUUGUGUUAUUAUUUCCUCUGAGGUACAGAAAUAUUAAUAUAAUAAUAUAUUCAAUCUGUUCGUGAUAAAAAAUAAUAAGGUCGUCUGUACAAAAACAAAUUUAUAUUUCUCUUCAUACUAGUAUACUACAGUACAAUACACAAUUGUUUUAUUAAUUUAUUUAUAAUUGUUCAACAAUGAAUACGAACCGAUAUAUGUCUACAGUAUUAUUAUAUUUUGUUUUGUUAAAAUAAUGUUUGUUAAUUGUUUACGUUAUUAUACCUAUACAAGAUAAGAAUAAAACCAUGUGCUUAAAAAAAUAUUUAUUCAAUAAAAUAUAUUCUAUUCAAGUUAUGAUUUAUGUUACAAUGUAAUUUUUAUUAUAUUAUAUAUUAUAAAAGAUAAUGGAUAUAAUAUUUAAAGAAAAAAAUGUUGUCUUUUUGUUUUAUAAAA